Neurospora tetraspora is the source of this 1119-nucleotide messenger RNA. RefSeq names its product superoxide dismutase. Gene Ontology annotation, cellular component: extracellular region. NCBI's taxonomy places the organism in Eukaryota, Fungi, Ascomycota, Sordariomycetes, Sordariales, Sordariaceae. The transcript is spliced from 3 exons. The record is from RefSeq and is a predicted model, not a curated record. Gene Ontology annotation, molecular function: copper ion binding. Gene Ontology annotation, biological process: superoxide metabolic process. The coding region runs from base 113 to 949 and encodes 278 amino acids.
CAGCAUUCAAAGAGAAAAAGGGUCGCACAAACUAACCUCGAGACACCGCACCAGACCAACUUGUCAGCAUUAUCAACCUAAUCGUCGAUUAUCAACAUAACCACAAUCCAAAAUGCGUACCUCAGUAGCUUUUUCACUCCUCGGCGCGGCCGUUACCGGUGUUGCUGCCCAGAAGCCUCUCCCCACAGCUGCAGCUGUCACCAACAACCCCGUUGGUCUCGUUGCCGAAGCGGUCCUUCCCGAGAACGCCUGGCAGAAGGCAGGGUUCCCCAAUGGCGGCAACAUCAAGGGCAAGGUGGUAGCCAAGUCCGGCGAGGGCGGUGUUGGAGUGCAGUUCAACGUUGAACUGAGCGGUCUGCCUGAGGGUGGCCCCUUCACCUACCACAUCCACGUCAAUCCCGUCCCCGAGAACGGCAACUGCACCGCAACCGGCGCUCACCUUGACCCUACCGAGCGAGGCGAGGCCCCCGUCUGCGACAAGAGCAAGCCCGAGACGUGCCAGGUCGGCGAUCUGGCCGGCAAGUACGGCGCCAUCCCUGCGGGCAGUACCACCUUCAGCGCCAAUUACGUUGACAAGUACGCCUCGCUCGUCGAGGGUACGGGCGCCUACUUCCUCAACCGCAGCAUCGUGUUCCAUUUCCCCAACAAGACGAGGAUCACCUGCGCCAACUUCAAGAUCACCAACAGCGGGUCGGCCCCGCAACCCUCCGAGUCGGAUUGCGAGGAUCAUACCGUGACUGCGACUCAGACCGGCCCCUUCGCGGUGCCGACGAAUGCUACCGGAGUCUCGAGCUUUGCCCCUAUCGGAACUAACCCGGCGCACACCACCGGAGGCGCGCCCUCGCCGUCUGGAACGCUGCCUGUGGAGGCUGGAGCCAGCUUUAGCACGAGCUCCAUGACCGGUGUGGUGGCUGCCUUGCUGGGCGGUGCGAUGAUGUUGAUGCUCUAAGCUCGAGACGGAAUGUUGUCGGGAAUGUUGGGGGUUAAUGAUGGGAAAAUGGGUAUUGCCUAAUGGUUCAUUGCUGGAUUCCACCUUUUAAAGGGCUUUUUUUUCUUGUCACUGGUCAGCGGUCCGGUAUGGUGUUAUUUGGGAGUUUUAUCAUGGGGUUGCGGCGCAUG